Molecule: messenger RNA, 3265 nt
Organism: Beta vulgaris subsp. vulgaris (sugar beet)
Lineage: Eukaryota; Viridiplantae; Streptophyta; Magnoliopsida; Caryophyllales; Amaranthaceae
Exons: 3
Coding region: 170-3265 (1031 amino acids)
Biological process (GO): DNA integration
Molecular function (GO): nucleic acid binding
Source: RefSeq, a predicted model, not a curated record
UGCAGUUGGGACUUAUAGUCUACCUUUGCCUUCUGGAUUAAUAUUAGAGCUUAAUAAUUGUUAUUACGUUCCUGCUAUUACCAAAAACAUUAUUUCUAUUCCUGUUUUGGAUAAUGAAGGGUUUUCAUUUACAAUUGAGAAAGGUUGUUUCUCUGUUUAUUUGAAUUCAAUGUUUUAUGCCACUGCUAAGAGGUCUAAUGGUCUAUAUUACCUAGACUUAGACAAAGAUGUCCUUAACAUAGACAGCAAAAAACAUAGAUCAAGCGAUACUAAUCCUACUUACUUAUGGCAUUGUCGUUUAGGACACAUAAACGCGAAACGCAUUCAGAAGUUGCAUAAAGAUGGACUUCUAACAUCUUUUGACUUUGAGCCAUUUGAUGUGUGUGAAUCAUGUUUAAUGGGUAAAAUGACAAAGUCACCUUUUACUGGAAAGGGUGAAAGAGCCAGUGAUCUAUUGGGCCUAAUACAUACUGAUGUAUGUGGACCAAUGAGCACAAAAGCUAGGGGAGGGUUUGGAUACUUCAUUACUUUUACGGACGAUUUAAGUAGAUAUGGAUAUGUCUAUUUAAUGAAGCAUAAGUCGGAAUCAUUUGAAAAGUUCAAAGAAUUCCAGAAUGAAGUCCAAAACCAGCUUGGCAAAACAAUCAAAGCACUGCGAUCCGAUCGUGGUGGUGAAUAUUUGAGCCAAGAGUUUAAUGAUCACUUGAAGAGUUGUGGAAUUCUUUCACAACUCACUCCGCCUGGAACACCUCAGUUGAAUGGUGUUUCGGAAAGGAGGAAUCGAACUCUACUUGAUAUGGUUCGGUCUAUGAUGAGUUUUGCUGAUCUUCCAAUAUCCUUCUGGGGAUAUGCUCUCGAAACUGCUACUUUCACACUUAAUAGAACUCCAUCAAAGGCAGUAGAUAAGACACCAUAUGAGAUAUGGAGUGGAAAAGUUCCAAACUUGUCUUUUCUACGUAUUUGGGGAUGUGAGGUUUAUGUAAAGCGUUUACUUUCAGAUAAACUCGCCCCUAAAUCAGAUAAGUGUUUCUUUGUGGGUUAUCCCAAGGAAACCAAGGGCUAUUACUUCUACAAUCGCACUGAGGGCAAAGUGUUUGUUGCUCGUCGUGGUGUCUUUUUGGAAAAAGAUUUUAUUUCCAAAAAGGCAAGUGGGAGUAAUGUAUUUCUCGAAGAAGUUCGAGAAGAGCAACAAAUGGACAUAGUUCAUCCUAUGUUAGAGACAACGACACAAGAGCCAGAUGUUGGGCUUGAAGUAGUUCCUCCUUUGGAGGAAUCUUCUCCCAUAACUGACCAAGUGUUGGAGGACGUGCAUCCCGUACACGAACCUCCUAUUGUCCCACUCGAAUCUAAUUCGUGCGAAAAUUCUCAAAUUGUUGAGAAGAAAAUUUCUCCUGUUGCAGCCCCUCGUAAGUCUAGUAGAACAAGAAUACCAACCAAGAGGUUUGUUGAUUUCUUGUUAACUGAAAAUUCUGAGAUAAUGAUUUUAGAAUUUGAGGAACCUACUACUUACAAGCAAGCUUUGAUGAGUGAAGACUCCGAAAAAUGGCUCGAAGCCAUGAGGUCCGAAAUGGCAUCCAUGUCUGAAAAUCAAGUAUGGGACUUGGUAGAUUUGCCCGAUGGGAUCACACCUAUUGGUUGCAAAUGGGUUUUCAAAGUGAAAACAGACAAGGAUGGUAAUAUUCAGGUUUACAAAGCAAGGUUGGUUGCAAAAGGGUUCAAGCAAGUUCAUGGUAUAGACUAUGACGAAACCUUUUCACCGGUAGCCAUGCUUAAAUCCGUUCGGAUACUCCUAGCGAUCUUGUCCCAGAAUAGUUGGAUUGGAUCUGCAUUGAGUGUUUGUGUGAUUGUGCAAGCCAUGGAUACGAGUUGGAUUAAUUUACGAAAUGAUGAUCCGGCUUUUUAUAAAGGUUGCAUGAAUUUCAUUGAGCUAGCUAAAGACACUCUUAUAGAAGGAAGAACUCGAUGUCCAUGUAGUAAGUGCAAGUUGCGUAAAUGGUAUACUACGGACGAUGUAGGGGGACAUAUUUUGUUUAACGGUUUUCACAAGGAGUAUAGGAAUUGGAUCUUUCACCGUAAAAAUGAUGAAACAAGUAGUACCCAAGGACCUCUUAGUAGCCAAGAAACGAUAGUAGGUCGAGACGAUAUUCGGGGCUUGCUAAAUGAUGCAUUUAGUGUUAGCAUUCCACCAUCCACUUCUCAACCUCAAGAUCAAUCUUUUGAGGAACCACAUUUGGAGGAGGAAGUAUUAGGCGACAUGCAUGAGGAGGAUGAUUUCCCUUCUGAGGUAGAUACUGAACUUCCAUCCUUCAAUACCAAAGAAGAAGAAAUCAAAUAUAAAAGACUAAUUGAAGCUUCUGAUGAGGUGCUUUAUGAGGGGUGUACUACAUUUUCAAAGCUAUCAUUUCUUUUGCAUCUAUUUCAUCUUAAGUGUAUGUUUCAUUGGUCUGCCGAGUCAUUCACAAAAUUGCUUGAACUUCUGAUAGAUGCAUUUCCUCAAAUAAUGGAAUUUCCGUCAUCCUGUUAUGAGGGAAAGAAGGUAAUUAAGGAUUUGGGUCUAGGUUAUGAGAAAAUUGAUGCUUGUCCUAAUAAUUGCAUGUUGUAUUGGGGUGACUCAGCGGAAAAAGAUGAGUGCCAAAUCUGUCAUACGUCGAGGUGGAAGGCAGCUAAAGGUAAGGAGGGUGAUAUAAGUGAGAAAGGUAAAGAAGCCUGUAAGAAAGGUGAGCCAGCUAAGGUUAUGCGAUAUUUUCCUCUUAUUCCUAGGUUAAAGAGAAUUUACAUGUCAUCAAAAACAGCAAAAGACAUGAGAUGGCACAAAGAUGAUCGUGACAAUGAUGGUAUGUUAAGGCACCUAGCAGAUGCUUUGGCUUGGAAAAAAUUUGAUGAAAAAUAUCAUGAAUUCGCCGGAGAUCCUCGUAGUGUUAGAUUGGGUUUAGCAAGUGAUGGUUUUAACCCUUAUCGUUUAAUGAAUACCAAUCAUAGCACAUGGCCGGUGGUCUUGAUUCCUUAUAAUCUACCGCCAUGGCUUUCUAUGAAAUCAUCAUCUUUUAUUUUAUCUUUAAUUAAACCUGGGAAAUCUGGUCCGGGGAUAGAUAUUGAUGUGUACCUGCAGCCACUAAUUCAUGAGUUAAAAAUGUUAUGGGAAGGUGUUGAUGCUUUUGAUGCUUAUAGUGGGAAAAAUUUUAAGCUCCGAGCAGCCCUGCACUCUACUAUUAGUGACUUUCCGGCAUAUGCCAUGUUAUCUGGAUGGAGUACAAAAAUGUUAUGA